UGUCUCUGCCCUCCCUCUCUGUUCCUGGUUAUUGACACUUUAACAAAUCCCAUCCACUGCCUCUCCGUCUGCAAGUGCCGACAGAUCCAGGCAACAAUUUAAAAUAGUUGGACUCUUCUUUUUUGGCCAUUUAUAGCGCCUGCAAUCCAAUGUCAGUUUUCAGCCGCCAGUAGCGCGCAAAGUGAGGUCUCUACUCGAAAGUUCUGAAGACCGAACAAGUUCCGCGGAUGCACUUUUAAGUGAACUUUUUUCUUCCUUUCGACGCGACGAUUCCUUGCGCUUUCUGGAUCGUGGAAUGGCAGAGAAAAGGCGAUCGCCGUGCACGAUGAGUUUGAAAGCUCACGCGUUCUCGGUGGAAGCGCUCAUUGGAGCGGAAAAGAAAAGAAAGUUGGAAGAGGAUGGCGAAAACUGCCUCGAGGAAGUGACUGAAUUAUCGAAUCAAAGUGAGAGUCCGCGACACAAAGCGGACAGGACGUGUACCGCCGACCGAAGUUGCGACAUAGACUGUGCAAGUGAUGGGUCCCCAGAUUGCGAGGACGUGUUGUCCGACAGCCCGCGGCCCUCUUCGCAGUGCUCCGCUCCUGUCAUCGCGGCCCAGGCCGGGUCGGGGCCUGCGGAAGAGAUGCGCGUGGACCUCCAGGGCUCGGACUUGUGGAAACGAUUCCACGAGAUCGGAACGGAGAUGAUCAUCACAAAAGCUGGAAGGCGGAUGUUUCCAGCUAUGCGCGUGAAGAUCUCUGGUUUGGAUCCGCAUCAGCAGUAUUACAUCGCAAUGGACAUCAUCCCAGUGGACAACAAGCGUUACAGGUACGUGUAUCACAGUUCAAAGUGGAUGGUAGCCGGAAACGCGGACUCGCCCGUGCCUCCGAGAGUGUAUAUCCACCCGGACUCCCCGGCCUCCGGAGAGACGUGGAUGCGACAAGUCAUCAGCUUCGACAAAUUGAAACUCACCAACAACGAACUGGACGACCAAGGACAUAUAAUCCUGCAUUCAAUGCACAAGUAUCAGCCAAGGGUGCAUAUUAUCCGCAAGGAGUGUGGAGAGGAUCUCUCUCCGGCGAAGGCUGUCCCGGUCGGAGACGGAGUGAAGGCUUUCUCCUUUCCGGAAACCGUUUUUACUACAGUAACAGCAUACCAGAAUCAACAGAUCACAAGGUUGAAAAUAGACAGAAAUCCGUUUGCGAAAGGAUUUCGGGACUCUGGACGAAAUAGGAUGGGGCUGGAAGCUCUGGUGGAGUCCUACGCAUUCUGGAGACCGUCUCUAAGAACUCUGACAUUUGAAGACAUCCCUGGAAUGGCAAAGCAAGGCGCCCCGGGGUCUCACGGCCUCCUGCAGUCGGGUCCGGGCGGCAUGACGUCGGCGCACUCCCUGCUCUCCUCCUCGCCCUGCGCCUCCCCGGCCUUCCACCUGGGCCCCGCCGGGGGCCAGCUCUGCGGCCUGGGCCCCGCCGACUACUCGGCCUGCGGCCGGCCCGGCCUGGCCCUCAACCGCUACGGCAGCGCCCUGGCCGAGACCUACAGCCGCCUGGCCGGCCCCGGCGACGGCAGCGGCUUCCCCGCCCCGCGGACUGCCGUCUCCUAUGGCGGGAGCGUCGCCACGGCGACGGGGGGCGGCGGCGGCGGCGGGGGCGACGGCGGCAGCGAGGCCUUCGGCUGCCCCCAGGCCGGCCUCCAGCUCCAGAUCCCCGGCAUGCCGGCCCCCCAGCUGCAGUACGUCCUGCCCGGCUCCCCCGGCAACGCCUUCGCGGUCAACCAGGGCCACCAGGGAACGUACAACGGCUUCCGGCUGCACAACCCCUACGGCCUGUACGGAUACAACUUCUCCACGUCCCCCCGGCUGGCCGCCAGCCCAGAGAAGAUCGUCUCCUCGCAGGGCGCUUUCCUGGGCUCCUCCCCCAGCGGCACCAUGACGGACAGGCAGAUGCUCUCCCCCGUGGACGGUCUGCACAUGCUCAGUGGCGGCGGACAGCAGAACCUCUUCGACUCGAGGACUUUGGGCCUGGGCAGCCUGGCCGCCACGACGACCUCGCAAGUCUCCGCCCACAUGGUGUGAGUCUCCGCCCCACGUGGCGAUAGUCUCCGCCCACAUGGUGUGAGUCUCCGCCCCACGUGACGAUAGUCUCCGCCCACAUUGUGUGAGUCUCCGCCCCACGUGACGAUAGUCUCCGCCCACUUUGUGUGAGUCUCCGCCCACAUUGUGUGAGUCUCCGCCCACUUUCACACGUGCUGUGAAUCUCCUGGCGGUUUCCGCCGUGGUCGUGCUGGUACGUUUUGCCGCCUCAUGGUUAUUGUAGUUUUUUUUUUUUUUUUUUUUUUUUAAAGGACUGCACCAGUACUUCAAGCAUUGACUUAUUGAGGUUGGCAGAAAAAAAUAUUCAAGACUGGAAAAGGGCUGCUUCAUAUGUUUGGGAAUGGACUGAUUUCAAGUGCGGACAGUGUGCCAAGCGGUAUGUGAGAAAGGGAGGGAGGGGGGUAGAGAGGGCAAGAAAUAAAGACAGCUAAACAGAUAGAGGGAGAGAGAAACAGAGGAAAAGAUAGAGUAACGGGGAGAGGGCAAGAAAUAAAGAAAGAUAGACAGAGAGAUAGAGAGAAACUGAGAGGGGGAAAGAGAGAGAGAUGAACAGAGAGGGAGGGAGAGAGAGGGUAAGAGAAAGAGAGAGAAGGAGAGAGUUCGGCAGAGUCAGUGGAACAGUGGAAAGGCAUGCUAUGUCAGUUAUUCCUCGUGUCAAUGUGAACUGGUCAACAAAUGAGAAACCGUUUAGUAAUCCAUUCACAAAUGUAAUAUUAAUUAACUAGCUACUUUUUCUUUUUUUUUAAAUACAUUUUUUUAAGAAGGGAUGCUGAGAGGAAAUGAUACCUCAGCUUUAAAGUUAAGUUUAAAGGUUAAAGGUCACGCAGUGCUGCAUUGGAUUUAUACGGAUCGUUCUGAUGAGUUCACACUGCAAAUAUCCACGCAAAUAUGUUUAUUUAUCAGCUGUAGUGAAAGUUAUACCCGUUCAUUCACUUAGUCCCAAACGAGAGCGAAGUGAGUCCAGAAGUGGCACAUCAAGGCUCUUUCCACUCAGUAAGCACUUGAUCAAUGUCAUCUCAAGGUCAAUCCGAGGUCAAAGCUGUUGCUUCAUUCGGAAGAUGAACGAAAACCCCGUUGAGCCGUGGGAUAAAAUGAACUGUUUUUUACGAGGUAAAAUUUCGGUUGUAAUGGAAGCUAAUUACACUUGCAGAACAUCUCCUGGGGACGGUUAAUGGCCAACUGGCACGCGGUUUUCCAUUUCUAAAGCUGCUGAAAUGAAAUCGCAGCAGAAGCUGUUCGGAUUAUUCCAGAAAACCUUUGAAACGCUGGCACCAGUGUGGAGGGUAUAUAUAUAUAUAUAAAUAUAUUUUUUAAAUGGCACAAUGCCAUGACUGUACUUACUGUAAUAUCAUUUACCAACACAGUGAGCCACACCCGCGUUAAACAUGUGAGGAAACAAUUUUAAGGGGCAUUUUUGACCCCCCGUUGGCACUUAUGUCCUGACACAUUAAUGCAGAUUUUUAUUUUAAGUAUAUAACUGUGUAACGAGCGGUUUUAAAUUUUUGGUCUUCAGUAACCGUGCCGAUACAGGGAAAUGCAGCGGGAGCCUGAAUUUGGAGCGUGCGCUCUCUCUUGCAAAACUCUGACAGAACUGGCAAGAGACGCCAGGGGUUGGGCUGGCGUUGCGUCACCACGGCGACGAUCGCCCGCGACAACUAGCCUGCGACUUCAGGCAGUCCAGACCGCACCAGAAUCACGUAGCCAAGGGCGUCUUUGCUACAAACUGGGAUGGGACAAGACACAGUUUGAAAGAUGCCAUACCAUGGCAAGAGAUCACAUUGGGGUGGGGUGGGGGGGUGGGUUUUGGGUGUGGAAGACACCACUGCACUAUAAACCCCUGUGUGAAAACCCCGGCUCUUGGUGCUGGAGGCACAUCACAUCAGAGUCAGCUGAACUGUUUCGGUGUUAUGGUGUCACUGGGCCAUCAGCUGUCCAAAGGCAGCCCUGACCUGACACAGACCUCCGCACGCAGAAGAGCAGCAGGUGCGUAAAUACCUAAAGAGAUUAAAAAUACCUUUGGAGCCGCAGAAAAACACACACCCAGCGCAUGUCACACUGCGGGAAUGCGUUUGACCACCCACCAACUGCCACCUCCACACGAAUGUCAUAGUCGUCACCCACGCUGUUGCUUGUUUCACACGGGGAAGGAAAAAGACAUUUCAAACAUUUUUUUUGCGUUUUGUAUUUGUGCAACAUAAAGCUAUCUUGCAAUAGGUCUACACAUACAUAAGUAUCACUUUUUUUUAAAUGUUUUUUUUUUUUUUUACGUUUUAUUUCCAAACCUGAUGUCCUUUGAGUUUUUUGUCUUUUUUAUUGUUUAAAUUAUGUACAGUUAUGGUACAAUGUAGCUUUUUUUUUUUUUUUUUUUAAAGAAAAGAAAUUCUUGAUGUUGUUCGUUUCAAGAGUAAAUAAUGAAAUUAUUGUCACUGCAAAGUUUAACUUGCAAUAAAAGUGUAAAUAACCCAUCCGUC
Molecule: messenger RNA, 4542 nt
Organism: Anguilla rostrata (American eel)
Lineage: Eukaryota; Metazoa; Chordata; Actinopteri; Anguilliformes; Anguillidae
Gene: tbx18
Product: T-box transcription factor 18
Exons: 8
Coding region: 296-2053 (585 amino acids)
Biological process (GO): morphogenesis of embryonic epithelium; somitogenesis; cell fate specification
Cellular component (GO): nucleus
Molecular function (GO): DNA-binding transcription factor activity, RNA polymerase II-specific; RNA polymerase II cis-regulatory region sequence-specific DNA binding
Source: RefSeq, a predicted model, not a curated record